AUGGGCACCGUGUCGGAAGAAACACCCCCUCGACGCUCAGUAACCACGGCGCCUACGCCCACCUCGAUCGACUCCCUCGUGGAGGACGACUAUUACACCGCACCCCCGCCGCACUCGCCAUCGGAAGCGUCUGCUAGCUCCUCCGGAGGCCCGCCACCUUUCUCCUCCCUCGACUUCGUCUUCGACGACGACAAUCGGCCCAAGGUUACCGAGUCCGGGCCUGCUUUCCUCUCCGUAUUUGCGCCGCCGCCGCCCGUCGAGGACCAUAUCGAACCAGCUCCUUCGGCAACCGUUGUUGCAGACACUAAAGCGAGUUUCUCGGAUUCCAAGGGAGACGGGCUUGGGAAAAUUUCAGACGACGGAGAGCCGCCGCCACCUUAUACUGAAGGCUAUAGCCCACUCGAGUCAUUUAGCUACGUAAUGGCUGCAGCUGGAGGUGCUUCGAGCAUCAUUACCCAGGUCCAACAGACUGGAGGGCCACCAAUCAAUACUCUGGGAGACAUCGGAGGAGAUGAGCACAUCACUCUUGAUCUCCGGGGCACCCGCUUUACAUUGUCCCGCGAUGAGCUAUUAACCUUGCCGGAAUUCGUACUUCUCUCUCUCUUUCCAAAUGGUCUUCUGCCAGACGGCCACAUGGGCGGUUUUCACGAGGGGGAUGUCUACCCUGUCGAUUAUGAUCCUGCAUCACUUCAAUACAUGCUUGAUUUCUUCCGAUCCGUUGCUCAAUCAAUUCCAUCCUCUCUGCCUUCCGGCUCGACAUCUCCGGAACUAGACGUACCAGACGUGAUGCAAAACUCCGCUCGUGAUAUGCUUCAAGAUCGCGCUGGAAUUAUUGUUCUUCGUGAGGAUCUUGAUUUCUAUGUAAUUCCUCCACGGCCCGACAUUGGGCAUGAAGAAAUGCUCGAGGUCAAGCGGGCAGCUGGUCGAGCAUUAUUAAAACAGGAUGGCAUUUUCUCUGGCUUGCGCAAAAGCGAGGAAGUCGGCUCCACCGAGCAACAUCUGAUUGAAAUGUUGACUGCUGGUGGUUUUGAUAGAGAAGAUCAAUGGGGCCACCGAGCCCCAGAGCCUAACAAGGCCGUAAUCUGCAGUCUCGCAUUGGCCAAGCUCCGCACCGACAUUCGAGGAGAUCUAUCAAACAACAAUGCCGUUGGAAUGGCCCAAAAACUUCUGCUCUUCUGGAGGAAACCCGCCCGACGAUGCUGGUGGGAAGGUGUUGAGCUUGACGAUGUUGAAGGUGUCGAAGGAGAAGUGAAAGUUUGGAUUCGACGAGUCUGGACCCUAGAAAUGAGUGUCAUUGGACUCCGUUGA
This is a messenger RNA of Penicillium angulare, 1308 nucleotides long. Its product is annotated as putative general stress response protein Whi2. Bases 1 to 1308 code for a protein of 435 amino acids. Gene Ontology annotation, cellular component: nucleus. NCBI's taxonomy places the organism in Eukaryota, Fungi, Ascomycota, Eurotiomycetes, Eurotiales, Aspergillaceae. The record is from RefSeq and is a predicted model, not a curated record. Gene Ontology annotation, molecular function: RNA binding. The transcript is spliced from 7 exons.